AUGCCGUUCUUGGACACGCAGCCAAAAAUCCUCAUCGCAGGCGCCGGUAUCGGUGGAUUGACCACUGCGCUAGCGCUCCAUGCCGCCGGCUUCAGCGACAUUCAGAUUUUCGAGACAGCGUCGACGCUCACAACGCUCGGUGUUGGCAUCAAUGUCCAGCCGUCCGCAGUUUUGAUUCUGCGGAAUCUAGGUUUACUUGAAGCACUGGAGAAGACGGGCAUCAAGACAAAAGAGCUGAACUUCUACAAUCGCCAUGGCGAUUCCAUUCUCAGCGAGCCUAGAGGCAUGGAUGCAGGAUACGAGGUGCCUCAAUUCUCGAUCCAUCGCGGAGAGUUCCAGAUGUUGCUUCUGAGCGCUGUAAAGGAGCGUCUUGGCAAUGAUGUUCUUCGCCUAAACCACGCCUUGGCUGGAUUCGAUCAGAACGAUGAGAGCAUCACAGCACGAUUUUCGCACAGGAGGGAUGGUGCGCCAGUGGAUGAGUCAAGUGUAACAGGUGAUAUCCUUAUCGCUGCUGAUGGAAUCAACUCCACAGCCAGGAGACUUCUCUACCCGGGCGAAGGACCACCACGCUUCUCAGGACGCAUGCUUUGGCGUGGAUGCAUUGAGCGCGAGCAGUACUUGACAGGCGCAAGCAUGGUAUGGGCAGGCCACGCCGACCAGAAAUUUAUCGCAUACCCCAUCAGCCAAAGAUCAGCUGACAAAGGCAAAAGCCUCGUAAACUGGAUCGCUGAGUUGCGCAUACGCGACAAAGAUGACGUGGACCUGACACCACCAAAGACAGACUGGACUAAGGCUGUCAAGAAAGACGUUUUCGCAGGUCCGUUUGAGACAUGGAGAUGCGGAGGUUUGGAGAUGAAGGACUUGAUCAACAGCACAGAGAAGGUCUUCGAGUUUCCCAUGUCUGAUCGCGACCCUGUAGAAGCCUGGUCGUUCGGUCGUCUUACACUCAUGGGCGAUGCAGCGCACGCUAUGUACCCCAUCGGUUCCAAUGGCGCAUCUCAAGCCAUCAUCGACGCGGAGACACUUGCCAAGCACCUCUCCAACAACACUUCAGAUAUUGCCGGUGCGCUGAAAGCAUACGAGUUGGAGAGGUUGCCGCCUACCGCAAAGAUCGUCAUGGCAAAUCGAGCGAACGGUCCUGAUCACGUCUUGCAACUUGCGGAGGAAAGGGCGCCGGAUGGCUUCAAGAAUGUGUACGAUGUCAUUCCAAAGGAGGAGUUGGAGGAGAUUGGAAGGGUGUACAAGAAGGUUGCUGGAUUCGAGAUGGAGAGUGUUAAUGAAAAGGCGAGGGAGACGAAAGGAAUGGAAAAGGAAAAGAACCUGAAGAGCCCAGCCGAUUGGAUAUAG
Molecule: messenger RNA, 1347 nt
Organism: Alternaria postmessia
Lineage: Eukaryota; Fungi; Ascomycota; Dothideomycetes; Pleosporales; Pleosporaceae
Exons: 1
Coding region: 1-1347 (448 amino acids)
Molecular function (GO): FAD binding; monooxygenase activity
Source: RefSeq, a predicted model, not a curated record